AUGCCUGGACCAGCGAAGUCUGCUCCCGCCCCGAGGAAGGUCUCCAAGGAUGUGGUGACCAAGGUGCAGAAGAAGGAUGGCAAGAAGCACAAGCACAGCCACAAGGAGAGCUGCUCCAUGUACGUGUACAAGGUGCUGAAGCAGGUCCACCCAGACACUGGCAUCUCAUCCAAGGCCAUGGGCGUCAUGAACUCCUUUGUUAACAACAUCUUCGAGCACAUUGGGGGUGAGGCAUCACACCUGGUGCAUUACAACAAAUGCUCAACCAUCACAUCCUGGGUGAUCCAGACGGCCAUGUGCUUGCUGCUGCCAGGGGAGCUGGCCAAGCCUGCCAUGCCCAAGUGCACCAAGGCUGUUUCCAAGUAUACAAGCUUCAGGUAAACUUUCCAAGAGGAGCAAAUGGACUUUAGAAAUCUAUUUUCCCACCUCUAGUCACUGCUGGACACUGAUGCAUCUCACAAAUAAGUCAGUAAAAACAACUGAUACUAGAAGAUAAAAGAUAUUUUUAACAGUCAUAGGAGGAUCAAUAAGAACUUGGCUAAAACAUUUAUUUUAAGUAUAAAAAUAUUGUGUUCAUUGUAUAAAUUUGUAAAAAGAGAAAUAUAUAAACAGAAUAAUAUUAAAAUAAUUCCCAGGAUCUCUUUUCUAUAUAUUUAUGAUACAUAUAUGAUUAUGAACACAUAUA
Messenger RNA from Sus scrofa (pig), 685 nucleotides. NCBI's taxonomy places the organism in Eukaryota, Metazoa, Chordata, Mammalia, Artiodactyla, Suidae. The record is from RefSeq and is a predicted model, not a curated record.